UUCAGAUAUACCGACCACCUGAACUGAAAGUAAAACAAAACGUAAAAUCUAUUUACAGAUACGAGAUUUAAUAAGUAAAUAACAUUGACUAUCUAUCAUAUACAUACGUUAAAUAAUGGUGAAAUUACACAUAAAUUUUGAAAUAAUUUCGAAACGAUCUAACAGUAUUUUAAAUAGUAAUUUUCGAUAUCAAGUAUUGGCCACAUUGACAGUCAGUAUUUUGACAUUUUCGCAUGGCGUGGGUUUAGGUUGGUUAUCACCGACACUGUCCAAACUACAGUCAGAAUCGUCGCCGUUGUAUUUUUCCGUAUCAGUAAGUGAGGCUUCGUGGAUUGGCUCUCUACUGGGACUUGGUAGUAUGUGUGGAAACAUAGUGAUUGGCACUAUGCAAAAUAUUGUUGGACGUAAACUUGCUAUUUAUUUUUUAGCACUGCCUCAUAUUUGUCUGUGGAUCCUAAUCUACUGUGCCCAGAGUGUUGAAUUCUUAAUGAUCGGACGGUUUUUAGGUGGUUUUACAGGAGGUGGAUGUUAUGUUGUUUUUCCCCUUUUCAUAAGUGAAAUUGCUGAUCCUAACAUCCGAGGAACUCUGUCAGCAAUGCUAAUGUUGUCAGUUAAUUUUGGAAUUCUAACUGGUUUUAUACUCUCUUCACAUUUGGAUUAUCAUCUUAUACCAUUUUUGACGAUAUCAUUGCCAAUAAUUUACUUGGUUGGUUCGUAUUUCUUUCCAGAAACGCCACAGCAUCUUUUGCGCAAGAAAAAAUAUGAAGAUGCUGAAAAGUCAUAUCAAUUUUACCGUAAUUGUAAAAGUGAUCAUAAGUCCCAGUGCGACAAUGCUUUUGACAACUUUAAAUCAAACAUUGAAGAUAAAAAUCAACAAACCUCUUUAUCAUAUCGAGAUUUUGUCACAAAACCAGCCAUCCAAUCAAUUAUCACCGCCGCGGUUUUACUAUUUGUGAAUCAAUUCAGUGGAAUUUUCGCUUUUGUAAAUUACAUGUCAAACAUUUUUGCCGAUUCUGGCAGCUCAAUGGAUCCCAAUACCAGUACAAUAAUAAUGGGAGCUUUGCAAAUUGCCGGAACAUACGCCGCUACACUGCUAGUAGAUACCUACGGACGUAAGAUUUUAAUGCUCUGGUCAACAGGAGGCAUGUCAGUGGGGUUGGCCAUAUUUGGUGCGUUUACAUAUUAUUCAGGUAUCGUUGAUUUAUCGGAUUAUUCGUUUGUACCACUUGUUUUGAUGGGAUUCGUGGUAUUUGUUGGAAACAUGGGAAUGAUUGCUUUAACAUUUGUGGUUCUCGUUGAGAUAUUUCCCGCUAAGAUACGAUCGAUUGCGGCAUCUGUAUCAAUAACUACAUUAAGUUUGUUGGUAUUUGCAAUGCUCAAAAUAUUUCCCUUAUUCAUGGAUUCCUUUGGCAUAUCAAUAACAAUGUGGUCCUGUUCCACAGUCUGUGCGUUCAGUUUUAUAUACCUGCUCAUAUUUUUAGUUGAAACUAAAGGCAAAUCUAUGGAUUGUGAUUAGAAGCGGAAAAUAUAAAUAUUACAAAUUUACUUUAAUUAUUAAGUUAAUUGUGAAUAAUACAGAUUAGUUUAAAUUAUAUACCAAAGAGUAAAUAUAUUAGGUAUAAAAUAUAAUAAAUAAAAUGCAAAAUGAAAAUGAUCUAAGAAGAUCUUAAUUGCAAUGUGAUGCAGAAAUUAUUACUCUUGCCCAUAUUAUACACCAUUACAAUAUUGUAACUAGAAAAUUUCUUAAAUGACAAUAAAUCCAAAAU
This is a messenger RNA of Calliphora vicina (urban bluebottle blowfly), 1766 nucleotides long. Its product is annotated as facilitated trehalose transporter Tret1-like. Gene Ontology annotation, molecular function: sugar transmembrane transporter activity. NCBI's taxonomy places the organism in Eukaryota, Metazoa, Arthropoda, Insecta, Diptera, Calliphoridae. The record is from RefSeq and is a predicted model, not a curated record. Gene Ontology annotation, biological process: carbohydrate transport; transmembrane transport. Gene Ontology annotation, cellular component: membrane. The transcript is spliced from 6 exons. The coding region runs from base 116 to 1516 and encodes 466 amino acids.